AAUGGUAGAGGAGAGGAGCUUUGCUUUCUCCCAACCCAUUCAUUCAACCACCUCUCUCUCUCUCUCUCUCUCUCUCUUCUCUCCUCUCCUCUCCACUCCUCUCCUCUCCUCUCCUCUCCGUCUCCAUAUAUAUUUAAAUCUGCUCGUGCCUGAAGUUUCUCGUGUGUCAGACAGAGAACCCAAAAAACAAAUCUCAGUCUCACUUAACAUAGAGAGAGAGAGAGAGAGAGAGAGAGUUGUUUAUAUGUUUGUAAUGACGAGGCAGAGCAGAAUCAGAUGAAGUGAAAGUGGGCGAAGCAAAAACAAAAGACCUCUGUCUGUUGCAAUGCAAUAACCAGAAUCCAGAAAGACUUGUGUGGGUUGUUUUGGUUCCUUCCUUCCUCUUCUUCUCUCUGUCCUGUCUAUCCCUUGUGCUGCUAUCCCUUCCCUUCUCUUUUGUAUGGACAUGAAGAAGAAGCCAGAUUCACUCCUUCCAUUAAAGAACACCACCAGCAGCUACCCACCAAAACACCCACCAACCUCUUCCUCUCCUGCAACAACAGGACAACCCCCUCAAUGCUUCCAAACACAUCCAACACCAUCAUUAUCAUUUUCCUCAAAAAAUAUGUCCUCUACUAAAUCCCACUCCAAGAAUCACACUUUUGGCCCUUUCCUCAUCCCCGUUUUCGCUGCUUUCAUCUUCCUAUGUUCGGUCGUCAGCCCCACCGCAGCGGCUCCCGACGGCCACCUGCCCGUCAACCAGACGUUCCGGCCAGCUGAGCAGCUCCGGAGGCUGAAGAGGGUCAAUGCUCACCUGAAGAAGAUCAACAAACCUGCUGUCAAGACCAUUCAGAGUCCUGAUGGUGAUCUGAUAGACUGUGUGUUAGCUCAUCUUCAACCCGCUUUUGACCAUCCCGAGCUAAGAGGACAGAAACCAUUGGAACCACCAGGGCUGAGGCCUAGACGAAAUGUGUCGGCACAGGAUGGGACAGAGACAGAGACGUUUCAGCUUUGGAGAGACAGUGGUGAGUCAUGCCCAGAAGGGACCAUACCCAUCAGAAGAACCACGGAACAGGACAUCCUCAGAGCAAGUUCCAUUAAGAGGUUCGGAAGAAAGCUUGGCAGAAGGAAUGUUAGAAGAGAUUCAACAAGCAAUGGUCAUGAGCAUGCAGUCGUGUUCGUGAACGGAGAGCAAUACUACGGAGCCAAGGCCAGCAUUAAUGUGUGGGCUCCUCGCGUCACCGAUCAAUACGAGUUCAGCUUGUCACAAGUUUGGCUCAUCUCGGGUUCAUUUGGCAAUGACCUUAAUACCAUCGAAGCGGGUUGGCAGGUAAGUCCAGGACUGUAUGGCGACAACUACCCGAGAUUCUUCACUUACUGGACAACUGACGCAUAUCAAGCCACGGGAUGCUACAACUUGCUUUGCUCCGGCUUUGUCCAAACCAAUAACAAGAUAGCCAUCGGUGCAGCAAUCUCCCCAAGAUCAUCCUACAAUGGAAAGCAGUUCGAUAUUGGUGUUAUGGUGUGGAAGGACCCGAAGCACGGGAACUGGUGGCUAGAGUUUGGACGGGGCCUGCUCAUUGGGUACUGGCCCUCGUUCCUGUUCAGUCACUUGAGAAACCAUGCCGACAUGGUCCAGUUCGGGGGAGAGAUUGUGAACACAAGGCCAUCCGGGUUCCACACGUCCACUCAGAUGGGCAGCAGCCACUUCGCCGGAGAAGGAUUUGGGAAAGCCUCCUAUUUUAGGAACCUGCAAGUUGUGGACUGGGACAAUAAUCUUCUUCCUCUCAAGAACAUUCAUGUCUUAGCUGAUCACCCGAAUUGUUAUGACAUUAAGCAGGGACAGAACAAGGUUUGGGGAAAUUAUUUCUACUAUGGAGGUCCUGGAAGAAAUGUCAGGUGCCCUUGAAGAAAAUUAUCAUGACACAGGGUACAGAGUCAGCCCUUUUUUUUAAUUUACUUCUCAAAUUUUUACCAGUAUUUCUUUCUAGGAUAGACAUGGUUUGGGUCAUUUUUGCCUCUAUAAUGUGAAGUUCAUCUCAUCAUUCUCUAACAGGUUUAUGAUUAAUUCUCCCACAUAGGGGAGACUAUGUAUAUUGGAACCCUGAGCUGUUAAUAAUAUUGGCUUGUUUCUAUCUUUU
Punica granatum (pomegranate) is the source of this 2120-nucleotide messenger RNA. Lineage: Eukaryota; Viridiplantae; Streptophyta; Magnoliopsida; Myrtales; Lythraceae. The record is from RefSeq and is a predicted model, not a curated record.